This is a messenger RNA of Pseudopodoces humilis (Tibetan ground-tit), 1416 nucleotides long. RefSeq names its product katanin catalytic subunit A1 like 2 (gene KATNAL2). The record is from RefSeq and is a predicted model, not a curated record. Lineage: Eukaryota; Metazoa; Chordata; Aves; Passeriformes; Paridae. Gene Ontology annotation, molecular function: ATP hydrolysis activity; ATP binding; protein binding.
CUUGAGACAAUUUUGAUGGAAUAUGAAAGCUACUAUUUUGUAAAGUUUCAAAAGUAUCCUAAAAUUACCAAAAAGGUCCUGGAGACUGCAGAAAAUAAACAGCUGAGAAGUGGAGGAAGAACAAGAAGGACAGCAACUUCUUCUCAGAAUGUACCAAGGGUCAAAAAACAGACAGUGCAACAACCAGUGUCAAAAACUUCAUCUGGGAGUACAGCAAAACCUAAAUCCUCCACCAAGGAGAGCACCAGACAGAAUAGUGAUGGUGAAGAUACUCUAGAUCAAUCCAAUUUUGGCUUAACCAUCUCAGGAAUCAGCAAAACUGCAGGAGACAGCUCUCACCCAAGAAAGGGCCAAAUAAUUGACUUCCACAAGAUGAUUCAGGAUGCUGUCAGAGUGCCACCAGAUGGAAUUCCCUUGAACAGCCUUAAUAGUGAUCCAGAUCCAACAGAACGAUUGUUGAAACCUCUUAGUGCUUUUAUUGGCAUGACUGGUGAGAUGAGGGAGCUUGCAAUGGUUGUAAGCAAAGACAUUUAUCUCCAUAAGCCAAAUGUGAAGUGGGAUGAUAUUAUAGGGCUGGAUGCAGCUAAAAGGCUGGUCAAGGAAGCAGUUGUUUACCCCAUAAAGUAUCCAGAGCUGUUUACUGGCAUUCUGUCCCCUUGGAAAGGAUUAUUGCUAUAUGGACCACCAGGCACUGGAAAAACUUUGCUUGCUAAGGCUGUUGCUACAGAAUGCAAUACAACCUUUUUCAACAUAUCAGCAUCCACCAUUGUCAGCAAAUGGAGAGGUGAUUCAGAAAAACUGGUCCGGGUGUUGUUUGAGCUCGCCCGGUACCACGCUCCUUCCACAAUUUUUUUGGAUGAGCUGGAGUCAGUUAUGAGUCAAAGAGGCACUGCUCCUGGUGGUGAACAUGAAGGAAGUCGGCGGAUGAAAACAGAAUUACUGGUGCAGAUGGAUGGCUUGGCCCGAUCUGAUGAUCUUGUAUUUGUUUUAGCAGCUUCCAAUCUGCCAUGGGAGCUGGACUGUGCCAUGCUGCGGCGGCUGGAGAAGAGGAUCCUGGUGGACCUGCCGAGCGAGGAGGCACGGAGGGUGAUGAUCCAGCACUGGCUGCCCCCUCUCAGCAACAGCGGCGGGGUGGAGCUGAGGACGGAGCUGGAUUACAGCCUGCUGAGCCAGGAAACCAGUGGAUACUCUGGCUCAGACAUAAAACUCGUGUGCAAGGAGGCAGCCAUGAGACCAGUGAGGAAAAUUUUCGAUGCUCUCGAAAAUCAUCAGCCAGGUAACAGUAACUUGGCCAUGAUCCAACUGGACACAAUCACAACAGCCGAUUUCCUGGAUGUGAUCACCCACACCAAGCCAUCAGCAAAGAAUCUAAGCCGGAAGUAUGUGGCUUGGCAGAGGGAAUUUGAGUCAGUCUGA